AUGGAACACCAAGCCCCAUCAACCCUCCAGCGGCUAGCGGUAGUGAGCCUACUGAAGAAGGAGGAGGCCUUGGCCAUUUCUGCUGUGGUGGGCUUGCCCUGGUUCCUGUUCCCAGCCACAUUUGAGGUGGCCUUCAGGAACAAUCAUACCAACAUCCUGAGGGCCAUGGUGCCUGCCUGGCCAUUCACAUGCCUUCCUGUAGGAGCCCUGAUGAAGACCCCACACCUGGAGACGUUGAAGGCUCUGCUUGAUGGACUAGAUGUGCUGAUUACAGAGGAGGCUUGCCCCGGAAGGGGGAAAACCAGAGUGCUGGAUUUGACAGAUGUGAACUCUGAUUUCUGGAGCAUAUGGAUUGGAACGUAUAAAAAGGACUGCUCUCAUCAGGACAUGAGACAGAAGAAGUCAGUGGAGACGUGUUGUUACUCAGUGGUGAAGAAAUAUUUGAAUGUAGUAACUGACCUCAAACUUGUGAACAGCCAGCUCGAUGAAUGUACCAUGUACUUGUGGCAAUGGGCCCAGCAGAGAAAAGGUUCUGUUCAUUUAUGCUGUCAAAAGCUUGAGAUUUGGGCAGACUCGUCUGAUGUCAUAGACAUCUUGCAGUCAGUGGAUCUCCACUGUAUACGUGAGCUGAAGGUGACAUAUUUACAGAUAGAAGACAUGGCUCUUUUUGGAUCGUAUCUGGGACAGAUGAGAAACCUUCACACACUCAUGCUGGAAGACAUUAUGAAUACUUACAGAAACAUUGACUCUGAAGAGCUCAAAGAGGAGUGGAUGAACACAUUGUUCUCACAAUUACCCAAAUUGCACUGCCUACUGCAUCUCUAUGUAGAUUAUAUUCAUGUUCUAGUUGGCAGCCUGGCAGAGUGGCUCAGGCACCUGAAAAAUCCCUUGGAGACCCUGUCUAUUACUUGCUGUCACCUCAUACAGAGAGACUUGGAUUACCUACCCCAGUGCCUGAACCUUUGUGGACUUAAGCAUCUCUACAUGAGUUACACAAUUCUUGAAGAAUUGAAACCACUUGGAAAGCUCCUUGAGAGAGUCAAAGACACCUUGCAAACUCUGGAUUUGGAGCAUUGUUGGCUGGAAGAUUCUGCAUUUAGUGAUUUUAUGCCUGCCCUGAGCCAAUGCUCCCAGCUCCUCAAAAUCAAUUUUGUCAAUAAUAAACUGUCUCUGCCCCUCCUGAAGCAACUCCUUCAACACACAGCCAAACUGAACAAGCUAACCCAGGAGCUAUACCCUGUUCCUCUGGAGUGCUAUGACAAUAGAGACCAAGUGAUUAUAGAGAGAUUUGAUGAAAUCUGUCCCAAGCUUCUGGAUAUACUCAGGUCCAAAAGACAGCCCAAGGCAGCCAGUUUUGUGUCCACCAUCUGUCGUAAAUGUUUUCGGUCCUGUGUCUACGACCUGGAGGGCAGACAUUGCCUUUGCUGGCAAUAA
Molecule: messenger RNA, 1434 nt
Organism: Arvicola amphibius (Eurasian water vole)
Lineage: Eukaryota; Metazoa; Chordata; Mammalia; Rodentia; Cricetidae
Product: oogenesin-1-like
Exons: 3
Coding region: 1-1434 (477 amino acids)
Biological process (GO): negative regulation of cell differentiation; negative regulation of DNA-templated transcription; positive regulation of cell population proliferation
Cellular component (GO): cytoplasm
Source: RefSeq, a predicted model, not a curated record